CGACCCUUAUAGUGAUCUCCAAGGGAAGGAAAUCUAAAAAGACAAAGAAACAACACUUGGAGCUUUUCUAGUAGUUCUAAUUACUUAUCCCCUAAUCUUUUCAUAAUUAGGCAACCUCUCUGUCUCUAACAACUGCUGCCAAAUCCCUUUUAAAUAUAUGUUAAUCACUCCAAAUUAACUUAUAUACUACUAGUUUUUACUUGCUCACUACAAUUAUUAGCUAGAGAGAGUGAGAGUGUACAUUUUAUAUAGCAUAGGAACUAGAACUCUGGUUUCUACACUUGGGGUUUUUCUUGAAAUGAUGAUUAUGAAGUUCCUUCCUUCUAAAGCAUUGAUCAUCAAAAUCAACUUAGUUUUCUUGGCUUGCUUCUUAGUUGCAUAUGGUGCGCUUCUUCUCCGGCCAUCAACUUCUGUUUACCACGAAUAUGCAGCAUCCCUUGUAUGUUCAUUGCGCGAAUGCCAUCAUAAGGGUGAAGGUGGGAUAAAGAUGAAAGCAGUGCUAGAAGAAAGGUUGGUAGUGAAUGAGGCAAAGGCAGAGAAGAAGAUGGUGAAGCGCGAAAAGCCAAGUUUCUUGAAUGAAAUGGGGAGAGGAAUGAAAAUAGGAAUGGUGAAUAUGGAAGGGGAAGAUAUUAGUGAAUGGAAAGUUCACGGACAGAUAAUAAAAGUAAAAUUCGAGAAAGUUUCAAAAUUGUUAGAAUGGAAAGAGUUAUUUCCAGAAUGGAUAGAUGAAGAGGAAGAAAUGGAUGGAACUGAAUGUCCAGAAAUACCCAUGCCAGAUUUUAAUAGCUAUAGUUAUAUGGACAUGAUAGUAGUGAAAUUGCCAUGCAAAUAUCCAGAAGAAGGGUGGGGAAGAGAUGUUUAUAGGCUACAAGUUAAUCUUGUGGCAGCAAAUUUGGCUGUGAAAAGAGGAAAAAAGGGUUGGAAUAAUGGGAAUAGGAUGAAAGUUGUGUUCUUGAGUAAGUGUAGGCCAAUGGUGGAGAUGUUUAGAUGUGAUGAGUUAAAGCAAAGGGAAGGGAAUUGGUGGUAUUAUGAGCCAGAUAUGGAUAAAUUGACGCAAAAAGUUUCAUUGCCAAUUGGUUCUUGUAAAUUGGCUUUGCCUCUCUGGGGAAAAGAAAUCAACGAGGUCUAUGAUAUUUCCAACAUUGAAAGCAGUACAAAAAUAUCAAGAAGAGAAGCCUACGCCACAGUUCUCCAUUCCUCAGAAACAUACGUUUGUGGUGCCAUUACCUUAGCUCAGAGUCUUCUCCGAACCGGAACCAAACGUGACCUUAUCCUUCUUCUGGACCGGAGUAUCUCCAAGCCCAAACGAGCCGCCCUCAUUAAAGCCGGCUGGAAACUCCGGUUUAUCAAGAGGAUUAGAAACCCUAAAGCUGAGAAAAACACGUACAAUGAAUACAAUUACAGCAAGUUCAGGUUAUGGCAACUCACUGACUAUGAA
Messenger RNA from Nicotiana tabacum (common tobacco), 1438 nucleotides. The record is from RefSeq and is a predicted model, not a curated record. NCBI's taxonomy places the organism in Eukaryota, Viridiplantae, Streptophyta, Magnoliopsida, Solanales, Solanaceae.